This is a messenger RNA of Wallemia mellicola CBS 633.66, 252 nucleotides long. RefSeq lists its product as hypothetical. Gene Ontology annotation, molecular function: structural constituent of ribosome. The coding region runs from base 1 to 252 and encodes 83 amino acids. The record is from RefSeq and is a predicted model, not a curated record. Lineage: Eukaryota; Fungi; Basidiomycota; Wallemiomycetes; Wallemiales; Wallemiaceae. Gene Ontology annotation, biological process: translation. The transcript has 2 exons. Gene Ontology annotation, cellular component: mitochondrial large ribosomal subunit.
AUGCUCAGUUUAAGGAUAAACAAUUUUAUAACGGGGAAUCUACUCGAAGAUUUAUUAGGUUCUAUAUUGAGAGCUGUACCUAAGAAGAAAGUUUCGCAUUCAAGGAAAGCUAUGCGUUCUGCUAAUAAAGGUUUACGUGAUAAGAAUAAUUUAGUACACUGCCCUGCAUCUGGUUUACCAAAACCUGCUCAUCAUCUCUCACAAGAACUCUACAGUCAACUAAAGCGUAAUUGGAAGUCAUCUCAGAAUUAA